Messenger RNA from Antrostomus carolinensis (chuck-will's-widow), 748 nucleotides. Its product is annotated as CLIP-associating protein 1. The annotation marks the transcript as partial. Gene Ontology annotation, biological process: establishment of mitotic spindle localization; mitotic spindle assembly. Lineage: Eukaryota; Metazoa; Chordata; Aves; Caprimulgiformes; Caprimulgidae. Gene Ontology annotation, molecular function: microtubule binding. The record is from RefSeq and is a predicted model, not a curated record. Gene Ontology annotation, cellular component: mitotic spindle; microtubule organizing center; cytoplasmic microtubule. The transcript is spliced from 7 exons.
GGGCCGCAGGAUGCAGGUCGGCCAGGAGCUGCUGGAGUACCUGGGCGACCCGGCGAGGUCCUCCGACCUGGAGCAGGACCAGCAGCGCCUGGACAAAGUGAUCGAUGAAUUAACAGGAUGGGUCAACUCCAGCAAUUUUAAGGUAGCAUUACUGGGAUUAGAUGUUUUAGGUGCCUUUGUCGACAGACUAUCAGGACGCUUUAAAUCCUAUAUAGGAACUGUUCUCCUGCCUUUGAUAGAUCGUAUGGGAGAUGCCAAAGACCAAGUUCGAGAGCAAGCACAGAAUCUUAUAUUGAAACUGAUGGACCAAACAGCACCGCCCAUGUACAUUUGGGAACGCCUUGCUGUUGGUUUUAAACACAAGAAUUACCGAUGCCGAGAAGGAGUGUGUUUGUGUCUUAUUGCUACCUUAAACAUUUACGGUGCACAGCCAUUAAUCCUCAGCAAGUUGGUACCACAUCUGUGUACAGCGUUUGGUGACUCGAAUAGUCAGGUGAGAGAUGCUGCCGUACUAGCCAUUGUAGAGGUUUAUAGACAUGUGGGAGAGAAAGUACGAAUAGAUCUUACAAAGAGAGGAAUUCCUCCUGGAAGGGUAUCAAAGUAUCUUAAGAGAAUCAUGUUGAAUGUAUUGUUUCUCAUUCCAGGCAGAGUUCAGCCUAUCCGGACAAAAGAUUACCCUGCCUAUGGGAAUGGGAAGUUGUACACGUUCUAUUUAAUGGCUCUCACAAUUUUAGACUAUGAAGAGAUU